UGGCAUGGAUGACAGUUCAACGCCUUCGGCUCACAUCGUUCAUACACAGGCUGAGCGUCAUAGGGCGCCCUCUUUAGUCCGUGUUGUAUUUUCCUGGCUAAACAAGAUGGCGGCGCCCGUCGGACAAGUUUGUGGGAGGUUCAUUUUUCAAAGACUGUCUAAGAUUAAGAAUGUCGGGAUAUGCAGCCAGGCUUUUUGCACAGGACAGGAGAAAAAGCCUGGAUUAGUUUUAGGUGUUUACAGCAAAGAAGACGACAAAGAAGAAGGUUUCAUCUUCACAAAAGCUGCCGAAGAAGUCAACAACAGAACAUCUGGGAGACUGCAGGAUCUUCUCAACAUUGCUGGGCCGACCAUCAAGCAAGGAAAAACCAAGAUUCUCUAUGACAUCAAACAGGAUGAUUUUAGCAGUGUUGCAGUGGUAGGUCUCGGCAAGCAGUCGGCCGGACUUAGUGAAUCUGAGCAAAUAAAUGAAGGAAAAGAAAACAUCCGAGCGGCCGUCGCUGCUGGAGCUGCUCAGCUUAGGGAGGAGGGUGUGAGAAACAUCAGCGUGGACCCGUGCAGCAACGCUCAAGCUGCUGCGGAGGGUGCCAGCCUGACUCUCUUUACGUACGAUGAACUGAAAGACUCAACCAACAGGAAACCACAUGUAGAGCUUGGCCUCUAUGGUGAUCAAGAAAGUUCAGUAACGGACCUGUGGAAUAAGGGCCUUACAUUGGCGAGCAGUCAGAACUUUGCCAGGAGGCUGAUGGAGAUGCCGGCCAACAAGUGUACUCCGAGAAGGUUUGCAGAGAUCACUGGAGAGCAGCUGAGAGUAACCAAGACCGUACUAACCAGGGCCCACACUGUGCACUGGGCAUUAGAAAAGAACAUGGGUGGGUUCUUGGGUGUCUCCAAAGGUUCAGACCAGGCUCCAAUCUUCCUUGAGAUGUCGUACACCGGGACCAACCCUGAAGUCCAACCUCUCGUCUUGGUUGGCAAGGGAGUCACAUUUGACAGCGGCGGUAUUUCCAUCAAACCAGCCAAAGGUAUGGAUCUCAUGCGAGGUGAUAUGGGCGGGGCAGCUGUGGUUGCCGGGGCAAUGGAUGCCAUAGCGAUGCUUCAGCUGCCAAUCAAUGUGGUUGCUCUGGCGCCGCUCUGUGAGAAUCUCAUCAAUGGAUCCGCCAUGAAGCCUGGGGAUGUUGUCACGGCGAUGAAUGGGAAGACGAUACAGGUCGAUAACACUGAUGCUGAGGGGAGACUCAUCCUCGCUGAUGCUCUGAGCUAUGCCUGCUCAGAGCUCAAUCCAAAGGCAGUCAUCAAUCUUGCGACCCUAACAGGAGCCAUCGGUGUUGCUCUUGGUUCAGCAGCUACGGGAACAUUCACAACCUCAGAAUCCCUUUGGUCCAGUCUUCAUCAGGCCGGUAUAGAGACUGGGGACAGACUGUGGCGGAUGCCAAUAUUCCAACACUACAGCUCUCAGGUCAACGAUUGUCAUCUAGCGGACCUCAGCAACAUCGGCAAAUAUGAAAGGGCUGGUUCAGCCUGCACGGCAGCAGCAUUCUUAAAGGAGUUUGUGACUAUCCCUGCUUGGGCCCAUUUAGACAUAGCUGGUGUGAUGGAGAAUACAGAUGAGAUCCCAUAUCUUGGGAGAGGCAUGACUGGUCGUCCGUUGAGAACGAUUGUAGAGUUUGCUGAAAGAAUGGCCCACCAGUCUUAGAUCAAGUUCACCCACCCACACCAAUUAAGUGAUAAAAUAGACUUUAGAAAAGCAGCCUUCUCACGGUCAAAUUUGUUUGACUUUAAUUCAGUCUAACAUUUAUUUCCAUCUUGUAUGCUUGAUGAGUACAUAAAAGAAAUGCAAAAAGCCAAUAUUGUGGAGGCCAAGGCUUGUAGUGCAGUGGCUUUAGAAGAGGUAAAACACAAGACAUAUUUAAUUACUGAAAUAAUUAAUUAACUAGUUAAUUAAUUAUAACAAGACAAAUGAUCUGAUGGGGGCAAUUGGUCUGAAGAAAAAAUUGUGAUAAGAGACUUAAACUGCACAGAUUAAAAUCUGCCUGGAGGAAGCAAACUGGGGCAAUAAACCCACAGGAAAGACUGUGCUACAUAUUGGGAGAUAAGUUACUCUUUAAAGCCAUUGGACCCUUUUGGUACAGAAAAAAAAAAA
Messenger RNA from Asterias rubens (European starfish), 2143 nucleotides. RefSeq names its product cytosol aminopeptidase-like. Gene Ontology annotation, cellular component: cytoplasm. Gene Ontology annotation, molecular function: manganese ion binding; metalloaminopeptidase activity. The transcript has 14 exons. Gene Ontology annotation, biological process: proteolysis. NCBI's taxonomy places the organism in Eukaryota, Metazoa, Echinodermata, Asteroidea, Forcipulatida, Asteriidae. The record is from RefSeq and is a predicted model, not a curated record. The coding region runs from base 5 to 1696 and encodes 563 amino acids.